Messenger RNA from Aplosporella prunicola CBS 121167, 1524 nucleotides. RefSeq lists its product as uncharacterized. Gene Ontology annotation, molecular function: FAD binding. The coding region runs from base 1 to 1524 and encodes 507 amino acids. The transcript is spliced from 2 exons. Lineage: Eukaryota; Fungi; Ascomycota; Dothideomycetes; Botryosphaeriales; Aplosporellaceae. The record is from RefSeq and is a predicted model, not a curated record.
AUGGCUUCCCUCCGUCGCUGCGUUGCCGCUUUGGCCGUGCUGCUCUGCUCGCUGUCUGGCGCUGCGCUUGCCGACUCUUUGACCUGCAAGACGCUGUCCAACACGUCCGACAUCACCCUUGACCACCCAUUCGAGCUCAGCUACACCCAUGACAACGGCCUGUACUGGUCGACGGGAUGCUCGGCGCUCAAGCCCGCGUGCAUCAUCAAGCCCUCGACGGCCGACGAGGUCUCGCACAUUGUCAAGGUGCUGAACCAGAACAAUGAGCUCUUCGCCAUCAAGUCGGGCGGGCACAACCCCAACCAGCACUUCAAUGCCAUCAAGGGCGGCCCGCUCAUUGACACGAAGCUGCUGGACGAGGUGACGCUGGAUGCCCAGGCCAAGACGGUGCGCGUCGGGCCCGGCAACCGGUGGGAGGACGUGCACAAGGUCCUCGACGGCUCGGGCUACACGGUCGUGGGCGGGCGCAUCGGCAACGUCGGCGUCGGCGGGUACAUGCUCGGCGGCGGGCUGAGCUUCCUGUCGGCGCAGUACGGGUGGGCCGCGAACAACGUCGUCGAGUUUGAGGUGGUGCUGGCGAACGGCACCAUCACGACGGCGUCGUGCACCACCAACCCCGACCUCUUCAAGGCGCUCAAGGGCGGCGGCGCCAACUUCGGCAUCGUCACGGCGUACACGCUGCGCGCCCACCAAAUCGGCCAGGUCUGGGGCGGGAACCUGGUGUUUGCGGCAGACAAGACGGACGACCUGCUCGCCGCGGUGCGCAACUUCACGGCGAACUACCCGGACGAGAAGGCGGGCGUGAUAGUGACGUCUGAGAUCACGGCCGCCAGCCUCGUGCACAUCUGGAUUUUGUUCUUGUUCUACGACGGGCCGACGCCGCCCGAGGGCACGUUCAACCUCUUCACGGACCUGAAGCCGCUCAGCAACAAUUGCAAGACGCGCAGCUACUACGACUUGCUGGGGUUCAACGACUGGUCGAUCCUGCACGGCAGCGUGUACACGAUCGCGACGGAGAUGACGCCGGUGCCGGCGGCCGACGACAUGGCGCUGAUGCACGAGUACCACGACCACUGGAUCAACACGACGCACACGGUGCUGGACGUGCCGGGGCUGGUGGCGUCGAUGGCGUUCCAGCCGUUUCCGGCGUCGAUGGCCAAGCGCGCGCAGGAGAUUGACGCGGCCGAGGGCGGCACGGGCGACCUCAUCGGCUUCGACGACGCCGCCGACCGCAUCAUCUUCGAGUUCGACUAUAGCUACGUCAGCAUGGCGCCCGCGACGCUGAACCAGCGCGUCGAUGACGCCACCGUCGCGCUCUACUCGGGCAUUCGCGACCGCGUCACGGCCGCCGUGGACAAGGGCCGCGUGCCCGAUGUUUAUCUGCCCAUUUUCAUGAAUGAUGGCUAUUUCCGCCAGGACUACUGGGGCAGGCUGGGCCAGACGGAGUGGGCCCGCGCCGUUAGGGACCGCUAUGAUCCGCAUACGUUUUGGACGGAGCGGACGCCGGGCGGGUUCAAGUUGUAG